Molecule: messenger RNA, 1437 nt
Organism: Giardia duodenalis
Lineage: Eukaryota; Fornicata; Diplomonadida; Hexamitidae
Product: Ankyrin repeat protein 1
Exons: 1
Coding region: 1-1437 (478 amino acids)
Source: RefSeq, a predicted model, not a curated record
AUGGGUGCACUCAAGUACCUGGACUCGUACCUCGGGUCAAGCUCUAAGGAUGCAUUGGUGGAAGAGUGGUUCCAGGCCGUGGAGUCCCGUAACUAUGAAUUCAUAGAAUGCCACAAGCAGCGGCUUAAGGGUGUUCAAGAUGCCUUCUUGAACACUGCCCUAAUCGCCGCAACAAGAAAUAACGACCUACGCAUGAUAGGAAUUCUUGCAGCUGACGAAGCCACCAUUGUUAAUGCAAACCGGCAGACAGCGUGCAUGAUAGCCAUUGAAAACGAUAGCCUUAAAGCCUUCUACAUCCUCCAGCCGUUUGAAAUGCCUGAAGAAUCGCAGAAGGCAGACGCCAAAACAGCUGUGCGUGACGUUACAGAGGGGUUUAACUACUUUAUACCGAUUCUUUCGCAAGAUGUGUACAUUAAGUUCGCCACCGCACACUUGAAAGUCCUUUUUCAUGCACUCACCACCGGCCUUCUAUGUACAGUGAAGUACAUCGUCGAGCACAAGGUGAACUGGCGGGAUUCAUACACUAAAGCGUGCAUAAUGGUUAGCCUUGCAUAUGGUCACUAUCAGAUUGCAGCAUAUCUCUUACGAUAUUGCGUCGACAUAGGUGCCCUCAGUGGCUGUGACCUCUACAGAUCGAUUCAGUUGGACGAUGACCUGGGGUACCCCCUCGCAGACACGGCUUUCGCGGACACACUUCUCCAGCCAGCCAUCGAGAAAACAGGAACCAUUCUUUCACUCGUUGAAAGUUUACGAAAGAAGCAUGCAAUCUUUGCGCCCUCUACUUCUACCUCGGACUUCAAAGACUCCCGCGACCAAGAGGAGAUCAAGAUCGCCGCACUAGACAAGGAGCUGGAGUUCGAAGAGGCUAAGAACAGGCUCUCUCAGCUGGAGUCUCUGGCCAGGGUGCUGCACGACGAGGUGGCGCGAAUGGCUACUGACAAUGAGACCAUGAAAUUGGCGAUAGAGGCCACGGUAUCAGAUCAAGACGCUCAGGUAAGCAUUAUGCAGCUUACGGCAGAAGUAUCUGACCUCCGCAAGGAACUAGAGCGAAAAGAGAAUCUUAUCAAAGAAAUGAAGGAGCGCAUAGCAGCGUCAAGCGUCUACGAUACAGUCUUUCUUACGACUUCUGACCUCCCACAUCGACCACUUGGAGGAGGAUCGUCUAUGGAUUCUUCUCAGAUCUUGCCAGCCCAAAACUUAAGCAAGAAGCACGCAAGCAAUGCCAGGACUUCGAGAGGAGCCGCAGGCGCAGGUGCAAAUGCUGACGUCGUUGUCGAACUAGGUCACGAACUUAACUUAGCAAAACUGGAGCUUGAUAAACGCCAGGACGAAAUAGAUGAGCUCAUGGUUAUAAUACAAACGUUACGUAAGGAGCUCCGUACUUACAGACCGCAGGUGGGGAAGCUCUCGUGUUUUGACAAAACUGAAAAAAUAUAG